CAAAGUUCAUCCUUGAUGAAAUCCUGCUCCAGUGCGUUCAGGACCUCAGACUGGGGCAACAAGACAACAAUCCUAACAGAGCCGUCCUGUAGGAGUCUCUGAAUGUCCUUGAGUAGCCCAGCCAGAGCCAGAGCCCGAACCUGAUCGAACCUGAUCGGACAGAGCUUGAGAGGAUCUGCAGAGAAGAAUGGGAGAAACUCCCCAAAUAUAGGGGAGCUUGUAGUGUCAUACGACUGGCGACUGUAAUUGAGGUGCUUCAACAAUGUACUGAGUAAAUUUGCAACAAUUUCAAAAAAUCUGAUUUUGGGUGUCCCUUGAGGGAAAAAAACGAUUUAAUUAAUUUUAGAAUAAUGCUGUAACGUGGAAAAAGUCAAGGUCUGGAUACUUUCAGAAUGCACUGUUAGAAGGAAAGUAUUGUUGGCCUACUUAGUAUGACAUACAAUAUAUUGAUUUGCAUGCAACAAUCAAAUGAAUGAAUCAAUAGUAAGUAAAUAUUCAUUAUAUUAAUAUAGUCAAGUAAGUAAAUAUUGUGCUAUAUCAAUGACCCCAAAGGUAUUGUUGACAAGAUUAUCACGUGUGAUGUGAGUUCAGAUCAUGUUGCUGUUGUUAUUUACUUUCCAGAUGAAGACCUGUUGCUCUCUAAACUGCCAUUUAAUAUACACAAAAAUGAUGAGAGCAGGAGAGCCAUACAGUAAACAGUACACUAGAUGGCAGCAAAGCGACCACUAAGACCCGACAGGAAUGAUGAGAAAUGAAUAUCUACACUGUAGGCUACUGCACUGUACUAUCAGAAAUAGUGGAGUCCUACAGCCCCAAUAUAGGAAAAUACAAUUGUAUAUCUUAAUUGUUAUUCCUAUGUCAAAAACUCAUGGGCUAUUUGUAGAGACAUGAUAGCCGUGGUAUAAUGGCCAUAUACCACACCCCCUUGGGCCAUAUUGCUUAAUUAUAACCUGAUUAUUAACACUUCAAACCAAAGCCUAGGCGACUCCAAAACAACCCUUCAGGUCUCAGCCAAGGUUACUCAUCACACAAGUGUGGUCAGUCACACCAACACCUAUAGAAGGCGUCUCCACGGACCUGUUCAGGUGGAUGUAAUAACAUAGAAUGUUCAGGUAGAAAUGUAUUGUGGGUUGUAUUGUGGGUUGAAGACAGGUGGGUUAUGAUGAGGACUGGAGGUGGUGGCAGUACUGUAAGGACCCCACACGGGCUGUAUUAAUGUGCCCAGUGGGAUGCCUGUGGCCAUGACAUCCCCCAUCUCCUUCGGAAAUGUUAAUGAGGGCCGGAGGUGACAUGAAGAAAUGAGUAAUCAGAACAAACAGUGCAUCUCCCAUGGUGCCAAGGGGCAACGCCGUCAGGAAAGGUUAGACUUCCUUCGUUCAGUGAGGUAUCCGUCUUUGCUACCAGCUAUUGCUAAUAAUGUUUCCUACAGUGGGGUUUUAUGAAAUUGAAUUUCCCAUUCAUCCUCAAAGAAGUCAACAAAAUCAAUUCUGACGUACCACUCCAACCAGGCCAACUGUUGACAGUUGAAAUCAUGAAUAACAUGGCCCAGUAGAGUAGAAUAGUGUAAAGUCUGGGACAUUUGAGUUGUCAAACCAGUAGUUCACAGCAGCUCACACUUUAACCACAAACAAAAACAAAUAUAGAAAUAAAUAAUGUCCCACAUUUAGGGCUCUAUUCAGUCUUUAAAGCUGAAGCGUUACAGAUUCCGCUGUAAUUUACGAUUGAGCCGACGUGCAGCAUUCUCUGUGAAGCCAGUCUCUGCUUCAAGAGGGAACAUUGCCUUUUUAACUUGAAUCACGCAGUAAGGCUAAACUUCCGCGAUGCGGAUUGAACAGAGUCGCCAGGCUGCGUUUACACAAGCAGCCCAAUUCUGAUCUUUUUUUCGGUUAAUUGCUCUUUUGUCCAAUUAGAUCUGAAAAACACCUGAUGUGAAAAAAUGAUGUGAUUGGUCAAAAUACCAAUUAGUGGAAAAAAUAUCUGAAUUGGUCAGUCUGUGUAAACGCAGCCUCAAUACGCACUUACAUCUUUGCCCUUUGGCUGAUAAAUUAAUGCUUACUUCUUCUGGGUACAUGAUGGGGGUUGGGAGAAGAAGAUGGAGAUUAGGGGGGGGACAGUGGGCAAACCUUCCAAUUAACAUUUGAGUCACUCCAUAUCAUUAGCAGCUCUGUGUGGCGCAUUAGGACCACACAUCGUGCCGGAGACGCACCAGGGCUGGUGGGGCUAAUCUCAACUGACGCAACACCCCUGGGCCUGGCUGAGACAGACGUCACCCUCCGUCAACACUAGACUGUGAAUGAGUCCCAAAUGGCACCCUAUUCUACUCCCAAAAGAGUGCUAUUUCAGACGGGUCCUGGUCAAAAGUAGUGCACUAUACAGGGAAUAGGAUGCCAUUUCAGAGCACACUAUCAUCAUCACUGGGCUCGGGGUUUGUUUAGAUCUGAAAUGCCGCUUGUAAUGUUGUUGUUUGCCAUGCCCACUUCACACUUGUCAAUUCCAUGUCACAACUUUGCAGAUAUUGGAUGUUGGACAGAUGUAUAAUAUUGUUUUGUUCUUGUGACUGUGUCAAACCUCUGUGACCUUCUUUACUUCUUCCCUACAGCUAGUGACCCCCAUGACACGCGCACACACACACGCACACGUCCUCAUCAACCAAUCACAUCCCUGUAUUGGUACGAGGAAGAGCCAAGGAUGAAGAAACCUAUAUAUUGGUGGCGCCACUAUUACGUGACACUUCGACAGGGCUGUGUUUUGUGUGUGGACCAACGUCCACAUUCCUUCUUUGACAUCCAGCCGUUGUUUUGUUUUCCAAUAGGAUAGUUAUUGUUGAACAUCCAGUCAACAUCCAGAUUAUCGCUGCUGAAUACAACAUUGAAGGAUACAUUCGUUAUACAGUUUAACCAAUAGGAAAGGUACAGACAGGGGAGAUGCUGUGUUCCCAGCUGCAGGUGUUACUGGUGGCUCUAUCUGCCUCAGUGUUCCUGGCGAGGGUCAGCGCCGCUCCACACAGAGACAUGCUAGCUGAACUACUGAGAGCAGAUUCAACCAAGGGCAACGAGGAUCUCUCCCGCACCCUCCUGCUGAAGAUGAUGUCGGACCUGAUGAGCACAGCCGUGGGGGAGAACGAGGUCCUACCGGACCUGGAGGAGGCACUCGGGGUGAGGGAGGAGGUGGUGCGCCAGCUACCCCUCUCCCAUCGGGAACGCAAGGCUGGAUGCCGGAACUUCUUUUGGAAGACAUUCACAUCGUGUUAACUUGCCAAGCAGCCUCUUCUUUGUGCUGGAUCAUUUGAAGACAUAUUUCUUGCAAUGUCACAAAUGUAAAAUGACAGCUACUUUUCCUUUUGCACUGUUCAUGAUCAAUUAAAAGGUCUAGAAUGAUGUUGGCAAGUACCGGAUAUGUCUUUUUCAAGGGUUGGUUGUCUAGCAACAAAAGCAACCCGUGCACAACUAUGGGGCAAGCUUAGAAUGUUGACAUGUAAGCUAUAUUUCGCCUUUACUGAAAACAAAUACAUUUGUAUAAUGAGUACUUGUCUCUUAAAUACAAUCAGUACAGUUGUUGGUUCGCUAGCUAGCGCAAUAUUGGCAUGAAAUCAGUCAAGACAUGGUAUCAAACACAAGCCACAUGGCAGGUUCUUUACAUUCUUGCUAGCAGCCAUCCAUAUUCACAACAACGCGCACAUCGUUUUUGUAACGUUGUCAGCUAACCCAUCUAUAACACCGAAUAGGUUUUAGGUUAGGGUCUAGUACAGGGGUAUAUGAAAAGAUGACAAGGUGUAGUUUGCUGAAAAAUAGGGAUGGUUUAUUGUAUUGAUUAUGUACUACA
Molecule: messenger RNA, 3822 nt
Organism: Oncorhynchus mykiss (rainbow trout)
Lineage: Eukaryota; Metazoa; Chordata; Actinopteri; Salmoniformes; Salmonidae
Gene: sst5
Product: somatostatin 5
Biological process (GO): regulation of cell migration
Cellular component (GO): extracellular region
Molecular function (GO): hormone activity
Source: RefSeq, a predicted model, not a curated record